Messenger RNA from Talaromyces stipitatus ATCC 10500, 204 nucleotides. RefSeq lists its product as uncharacterized. NCBI's taxonomy places the organism in Eukaryota, Fungi, Ascomycota, Eurotiomycetes, Eurotiales, Trichocomaceae. The transcript has 3 exons. The record is from RefSeq and is a predicted model, not a curated record. The coding region runs from base 1 to 204 and encodes 67 amino acids.
AUGAUACCAAGUGGUCAGCGACGUUGGAGUGAAGAUUUUCCUCACUUAUUGCAUCAAGAACGGCCUCAAAAUCUUCCAAGCAGACAUUCUUACUACGUAUUUACACGCGAUGCUGCAGCAAUGCUAGCCUAUGUGGAUUGGCAGUCCUAUGGUAAGUGCGAGGCACAAAUCGAUAGAAUUCUUGACACUUUCGACAAGGCAUGA